Molecule: messenger RNA, 639 nt
Organism: Emiliania huxleyi CCMP1516
Lineage: Eukaryota; Haptophyta; Isochrysidales; Noelaerhabdaceae
Exons: 1
Coding region: 1-639 (212 amino acids)
Molecular function (GO): protein binding
Source: RefSeq, a predicted model, not a curated record
AUGAGACCGACGGGCGAGAAGAGCAACGGGCUCGGCGCGUACCGCGAGUACCCGGACGCAUUCGUGCAGCGCGGCCUCGCCAACGAGGGGCUGCGAGACUGGCGUGGCGCCCUGAGCGACUACGACAAGGCGGUGAGCCUGUGGGGCGGAGCGGGCGACGGAGUCAACCCCUACACGCUGACCUACAGGGCGCGCGCCAGGGCAGAGGUCGGCGACUACGAGGGCGCGCUCUCCGACUACCGCGGCGCGUCCUCCAUCUUUUCCCGCGUGGACAAGAACGUGGAGCAGUCGUCCUUCGCGCGGGCGGGCGAGGCCGUGACGCUCUACGCGCUCGACCGGCGCGACGAGGCGGUGAGGGUGGCGAGGCAGGUCGUCACCCGCUUCCCGGGCCUGACGGACCUGCACGUCCUGCUCGCCGCGGACGCGUGGGACCGGGGCGAUCGCGAGAAGGCGAUCAAGGAGUGGUCGUUCGCUUGCGACGCGAUCUCGACGGGGUGCGCAAAGUAUCGCGACGUCAAGGAGGGCGGCUGGCUGGUGGAGGUCAGGCGGUGGCCCGCUCCGCUCGUGCAGAGGCAGCGCACCUUCCUAGAGGAGUCGCAGGGCGGGGUGAUGAUGGGGGCGCGCGCCGCAGGUAGCUGA